CAACACAAUUUUCUUUUUCUUUUCUUUUUUUUUUCCGCCAGUCUCUCCCGGUGUCAGUGAGCUCUUUAAAGCGGUGGCUGCUGGGGCUGUUUUCAAAACGUUUGUUUUGUGAUGGCGGAGGACAGCGAAUCUGCGGCUAGUCAGCAGAGCCUGGAGUUGGACGACCAGGAUACAUGCGGGAUAGACGGAGACAACGAGGAGGAGAAUGAACACAUGCAAGGCAGUCCAGGGGGAGAUCUAGGGGCCAAGAGGAAGAAGAAGAAACAGAAGAGGAAAAAAGAGAAGCCCAGUUCGGGGGGAGCCAAAUCUGAUUCUGCUUCUGACUCUCAAGAGAUCAAGAACCCUGGUUUGCCCAUUCAAAAGCUGCAGGACAUCCAAAGAGCCAUGGAGCUGCUGUCCUGUCAAGGUCCAGCAAAAAGUAUUGACGACGCAGCCAAGCACAAGUACCAGUUCUGGGACACCCAGCCUGUCCCAAAGCUAAAUGAAGUUGUGACGAGUCAUGGGCCGAUUGAAGCCGACAAAGAAAACAUCAGACAGGAGCCAUAUUCUUUACCUCAAGGCUUUAUGUGGGACACGUUGGAUCUCAGUAGUGCAGAUGUACUGAAGGAGUUGUAUACGUUGUUAAAUGAAAACUAUGUAGAGGACGAUGAUAACAUGUUCAGAUUUGAUUAUUCUCCAAGCUUUCUGAAAUGGGCCCUGCGUCCACCUGGCUGGCUACCACAGUGGCACUGUGGAGUCAGGGUGUCCUCAAAUAAGAAGCUUGUUGGCUUCAUCAGUGCCAUUCCUGCAGACGUACGGGUCUAUGACACGAUAAAGAGGAUGGUAGAAAUCAACUUCCUGUGUGUUCACAAGAAGCUACGCUCAAAGCGUGUUGCUCCUGUGCUAAUCAGAGAGAUAACACGGAGAGUGAACCUAGAGGGUAUAUUUCAGGCAGUUUACACAGCUGGAGUCGUGUUGCCUAAACCGGUGUCUACAUGCAGGUACUGGCAUCGUUCGUUAAACCCCAGAAAACUCGUGGAAGUAAAAUUCUCCCAUCUGAGCAGAAACAUGACCCUGCAAAGAACCAUGAAGCUGUACAGAUUAUCAGAUAGCACCAAGACUCCAGGUCUGCGGCCAAUGGAGAGGCGCGACAUCCACCAGGUCACCGAGCUGCUGCAGAAAUACCUGAGACGUUUCCAUCUUGCACCAUCAAUGGGAGAAGAGGACGUGGCUCAUUGGUUCCUACCCCAGGAAAACAUCAUCGACACAUUCGUCGUCGAGGGUGCAGGUGGUGUCUUGACAGAUUUUACUAGUUUCUACACUUUGCCCUCAACUGUGAUGCAUCACCCUCUCCAUAGGAGUCUGAAGGCAGCUUACUCUUUCUACAACGUUCAUACACAAACACCACUACUGGACCUAAUGAAUGAUGCACUGAUCCUGGCCAAACUGAAAGGUUUUGAUGUUUUUAAUGCCUUGGAUCUGAUGGAGAAUAAAGUAUUUCUGGAGAAGCUUAAGUUUGGCAUUGGGGAUGGAAACCUGCAGUAUUACCUCUACAACUGGAAGUGUCCCACAAUGGAGUCUGAUAAGGUUGGUCUCGUCCUCCAGUAGCAGCCCUCAUCACAGCCGCUGCACAAACACACGUGGUCCUCGCUGACCUCCUGACAUUUACCUGGACCCUGUCGUCCCAAGCUCGACAUCGAGAACUACAACAACAAAAGCCAACCUGGUGACCAAGUGUCGGUUCACUUGUCUCAUCAAGAACAUUCUCGGCUCAGCCGGAGGUGAAAGACUCUUUAACUCAUCAUCCUGAAUGUGAAAGUCAUGCUAUGCCUGAGAUAUUCUUCCAGUACAUCUGCUCUUGACAUGCGCUCUCGCAUCUUAAACAAAAAGGGGUUUGACCUUCUGCAGGAUGCCUUGGCGUUGUGAAUUUUGUCUCUAGCUUUUCAUCCUCAACAAACAUCGUCACGGGGGUGUGGCUGGUAUGUUCUUUAAUUGUAUGGAAUUCUGUAAAUGAUAAUUGACAAAGUAAACACAAGCAGAAAUAAUUAACUCCCUUUUUACCUUCUUUUUUUUUUUUGUUUAUCCAGUCCAAACAGUUAUUGUGCCGCUGCUGUUGUUUUCCUUUUUGUAUCAGCUUCACCAGUCAAGUGUCUCUGCUGGCUGUUCUCAGCCUCUGUAGGUUUAGGAAACACAUCUACUCAUGCAUCCCAGAUAAAGAUAUCAGCAAACUUUACUAAACAUAAGUUACAUACUGCACACUGUUUAAUACCAGACAUAUAGACAAGCCAGGUGUUGUGGAUGAAAACAUAUUGCUUACAUUUAUAUUUAUUCCUGCAGUGAGUUUGGAGUGUGCCAGGACUGGUUCUCAGCAUUUCUCCUCAUCGGUUCUGUAAAAUUCAGUGGGUUUUUGUUUGUUUUGUUUUUUAUGAAGAAUGUGAUGCACUGAUGAAGCACAAUUUACUGUGUUGCAAUGAAAAGGGUCCAUAUUUAAAGGGUCUGAUGUCAAAAUAAACACACUGUACUACUAUUUUUUAAGAAUUGAAAUUGUUUUGAUAUAAAGCUGUUUUUUGAGUAUUAAA
Messenger RNA from Austrofundulus limnaeus, 2558 nucleotides. It is a transcript of the gene nmt2, whose product is annotated as N-myristoyltransferase 2. Gene Ontology annotation, cellular component: cytoplasm. The record is from RefSeq and is a predicted model, not a curated record. NCBI's taxonomy places the organism in Eukaryota, Metazoa, Chordata, Actinopteri, Cyprinodontiformes, Rivulidae. The transcript is spliced from 12 exons. Bases 112 to 1587 code for a protein of 491 amino acids. Gene Ontology annotation, molecular function: glycylpeptide N-tetradecanoyltransferase activity. Gene Ontology annotation, biological process: N-terminal peptidyl-glycine N-myristoylation.